CGGCGCUAACAAGCGGAUCAGCUGACCUGCGAGCGGGUCACCCCGUAUAAGCGCGACCUCGGCCUCCGCCGCCGCUGCCGCCGCCGCCAUGCAUCACCCCAGCCUGCUCGCGCUGCUCGUGCUGCUCGCCCUCGGCCUGCUGGCCGCGCCGGUCACCGCGGUGGUCAGAAUCCCCCUGCACAAGUUCAAGUCCAUACGCCGCACCAUGUCGGAGCUGGCGGGGCCCGUGGAGGACCUGAUCGCCCGGGGACCCCUGUCCAAGUACAGCCAGGGCGUCCCCGCCGUGAACGGGGGGCCCGUCCCCGAGGUGCUCAAGAAUUACAUGGAUGCCCAGUACUUUGGGGAGAUCGGCCUUGGGACGCCCCCCCAGUGCUUCACCGUGGUGUUUGACACGGGCUCCUCCAACCUGUGGGUCCCCUCCAUUCACUGCAAGAUGCUGGACGUGGCCUGCUGGUUUCACCACAAGUACGACAGCAAGAAGUCCAGUAGCUACGUAAAGAAUGGGACGGCCUUCGACAUCCACUACGGCUCCGGCAGUCUGUCGGGGUACCUGAGCCAGGACACCCUGCUGGUGCCCUGCAAGGCCGCCAAGGGCCGCGUGAACAUCCUCGAGCAGACGUUCGGCGAGGCCACCACGCAGCCGGGCAUCACCUUCAUCGCGGCCAAGUUCGAUGGCAUCCUGGGCAUGGCCUACCCCCGCAUCUCCGUGGACGGCGUGCUGCCCGUCUUUGACAACCUCAUGCGGCAGAAGCUGGUGGACAAGAACGUCUUCUCCUUCUACCUCAACAGGGACCCCACAGCCCCCGUGGGGGGUGAGCUGAUGCUGGGAGGCACCGACCCCAAGUACUUCCAGGGCUCUAUGACCUACCUCAACGUCACCCGGCAGGCUUACUGGCAGGUGCACAUGGACCAGCUGGACAUUGGCAGUGGGCUGACCCUGUGCAAAGGAGGCUGUGAGGCCAUAGUGGACUCGGGCACCUCCCUCAUCGUGGGCCCCGUGGACGAGGUGCGGGAGCUGCAGAAGGCGAUUGGGGCCGUGCCUCUGAUCCAAGGCGAGUACAUGAUUCCCUGUGAGAAGAUCCCCGGUCUGCCCAAGAUCAUCUUUACACUCGGAGGCGAGAAGUUCGAGCUGUCAGGCGAGGCCUACACGCUCAAGGUGUCACAGGCCGGAAAGACCAUCUGUCUGAGUGGCUUCAUGGGCAUGGACAUCCCGCCACCCGCCGGGCCGCUCUGGAUCCUGGGUGACGUCUUCAUGGGUUACUACUACACUGUCUUCGACCGUGACGCCAACCGCGUGGGUCUGGCCAAGGCCACCAGGCUGUAGCUGGCCGCCAGCCGGCUACUCCCUCACACACUCACACUCACACCCUCACCCCCAGGCCUGCGCUCAGGGAGGCUGCCCCCGCACUGGGACCCCCCCCACCACUAACUGGAAGCUGGCCCCCCGGACCACACAGCACGCCCCUCACUUCUGGGAUGGCCCAGAGUGUGCCCCACCCUCACCCUUGCUGACCACUGCCCCGCCCCACCACCUAGCACCUGUCCCAGGCUGCGGGUGGGGGGGGCAAGUGAGGCUGGGGGGGGGGCGGGCUCAGCAGCAGGGAGGCCAAGGGGUGGGUCCUGGGGCUCGGGAGGGUGCUCACCGACCAGGUGGGGGCUCUGGCCCACCCUCUCGGGCACUGAGAGCCAAAGGUGACAUAAAGUCUUAUGUGAAGCUG
Molecule: messenger RNA, 1718 nt
Organism: Erinaceus europaeus (western European hedgehog)
Lineage: Eukaryota; Metazoa; Chordata; Mammalia; Eulipotyphla; Erinaceidae
Gene: CTSD
Product: cathepsin D
Exons: 9
Coding region: 89-1324 (411 amino acids)
Biological process (GO): proteolysis
Cellular component (GO): lysosome
Molecular function (GO): aspartic-type endopeptidase activity
Source: RefSeq, a predicted model, not a curated record